Monodelphis domestica (gray short-tailed opossum) is the source of this 3775-nucleotide messenger RNA. The record is from RefSeq and is a predicted model, not a curated record. NCBI's taxonomy places the organism in Eukaryota, Metazoa, Chordata, Mammalia, Didelphimorphia, Didelphidae.
UUCUCUCCCACUCCCUUGAUCUUCCAGCAGUUUCAGGUUUUACUUUGGUCAGAAAGUAUUUUUGUUUUUUAUUUUUGGCAACAGUUUAUCUCAGAGACUGUUACAGAAUUGGUCAUUGUCAAUUCUGUUGACAACAAGGACAGGCUUGGCUUAAUAGAGCCAGAAAGGGAAACAUUUAGAGUCUUCCAGUGUGCAUUCCCCCUUUGACUAAUGGGUGGUGAAAUAUGUUUUCACUUCUUACAUAGCUCUUUUUUUCCUAUCCUCACAGAUACUUCCCAGAGAAGAAUGGCCACAGGAAAUGACUCCUCAGUGACAGAAUUUUUUCUUGCAGGUUUAACGGAUCAACCAGAGCUGCAGCUUUUUCUCUUUUUCCUGUUCUUAGGGAUAUAUGUGGUCACUGUGCUGGGGAACCUUGGCUUGAUUAUUCUGAUUAGACUGAAUUCCCAUCUUCACACUCCCAUGUAUUAUUUCCUCUUCAACCUGUCCUUCAUAGAUCUCUGUUAUUCUUCUGUCAUAACCCCCAAAAUGCUAAUGAAUUUUGUGUCAGAAAAAAAUGUCAUCUCCUAUUCAGGGUGCAUGGCUCAGUUGUAUUUCUUUUGUUUUUUUGGACUUUCUGAAUCCUUGCUUUUGUCAGCCAUGGCCUAUGAUCGUUGCAUUGCUAUCUGUAACCCAUUACUUUAUACUAUCACAAUGUCCUCUAAGGUCUGCUUCCUAUUAGUGACUGGCGUAUAUGUGUUGGGAUUUGCUGGUGCCAUGGCCCAUACAGGAUGCAUGCUUAGACUGUCCUUUUGUGACAACAAUAUCAUCAACCACUACAUGUGUGACAUACUCCCCAUCUUGGAGCUUUCCUGUACUAGCACGUAUGUCAAUGAGUUAGUGGCUUUCAUUGUUGCUAGCAUUGACAUUGGAAUGAUCAGUUCCACCAUUUUCACAUCUUAUGCCUUCAUCUUCUCCAAUAUCCUCCGCAUUAGCUCUUCUGGGGGUAGGUCUAAAGCCUUUAGCACUUGCAGCUCCCAUAUAGUCACUGUUUCUCUUUUCUUUGGCUCAGGAGCUUUUAUGUACCUCAAACCUUCUUCUGUUGGGUCUAUGGACCAGGGAAAAGUGUCCUCUGUGUUUUAUACAAUUGUAGUGCCUAUGCUAAACCCCCUGAUCUACAGUUUGAGGAAUAAGGAUGUCAAGCUGGCUAUGAGAAAAACUAUGAGACCAAGAAUGAUCUUCUGAAGAAAAUCAGUGUCAGUGACCACAAGGAUACUCAUGGUUCUAUUGGCUUUUUUUUUUUUGGAGUACCUUGUUUUAGGAAUCCUGGCUUGGAUGCUUUCCCCCCACCACUGGAAUAUUUAAUCAAUCUUCUGAAAACAGUUAAAUUUGUGUUUUGCAAAAGAAUUUAUUUUCCAAAUAUUUCUCGGGAAUGGUCUUUUUAGGCAGUGUGCUUCUCUAGAGAAUUUAAUUCUGACUCUAGUUCUAGAAAUUUCAUAUGACUUUUCAUAGACUAGAAUACAAGGGAAAAAUUUUAAAAUUUGCAAGGAGGUAGGUGGUAUAAAGUUUAUAGCAUAUGUUAUGUUUAUCUUGGUUAAGUGGCAACUGCUGUGGGCAAACCAGGUAGAGUAUUGGUGUCAAUAAAAAGAUUAUAUAAUCUGUUCAUUUUAUUAGUGUUCUUUUUUCCUCAGUAGGAGGUAGGAAUUUUUACCCUUCCUCUCAAGCAGGCCAAUUUGUUUUAGAGAAUUUUUCAUUAAAUUAAAUUAAUAGUAUCAUAGAUUAUGAGGUAGGAGGGACCACAGGGACCAACUAUUCUAAUAUCCUAAUUUAUAGAUAAGAAACUGAGGUCUAGAGAUGUUCAAUGACUUGCUUAGGAUCACAAAGUGAAUACGUGCCAGAGUGAGGACUUGUAUCCAGAUCUUCUUGACACAGGCCUGUUCUCUACCACACAUACCAUGCUGCCUCACAAAACAAUGCAAGAAAAAAAGAUUUUCAUAUAAUGUUCUUUCAAAUGAUUCAUUUGCAGCAUAGUUAAUUCUACUGCUAUUCAUGAUAAUUCCAUGUAUUUCUUUAGACAUAUUUUUUAUAGAGUGGAAAAAAUCUUACUUUUUUUUUUCAAGGAGGCAGGGAACACAAAAUUUAGAAAAUUUAUUCUGUUCAUCUCAGGCAAAGUAUAAGAAAAAAUGCUGGUGAGAUUUAUAAGGUAUGUUGGACAUAUAAGAAGCUCCAAACAGUGGGAAAGAAGGUCAUUGUGUGGAAUCUAGGACAUCCUGUCUGACAGGAAAUUUCUAAGGUGUAGCAGGGAGGAUUACAGGUUCCUAGCCCCCAUAUCAUAACAAAACAUUACUAGGAACAGGGGAUUCUGGAUAUACCUCUAAGAUCAGACUAAGAAUCAUUGUAAGAACCUAAAGAACACAUUCAAGAUCACAAGAAAGUAGACAGUCACUUUGUUAGCCAUUGCUCUAAAACCCAAGUAUUAGAGCCUAGAUGUCAGAGUACUCAGCAUCUUGCAUAGAUUUUGUAGGAGCAGAAGUCUUCCUUGAUCACUGAUGAGGGAAGUACUGAACAUUAGGAUCUUAAAAAAGAGACAUAUUUUCACUAUGUUCCAAGGGGAACAGUGGCUGACAUAGGAAAUAGAAAUUUGAGAAGUAAAGGAAGGGAGCUGCUGAACAAGGGGCAUUUUGAGUUGGAAUGCCAUCAUAGUGAAUCAAUGGAAUGAUUAUGUACCAAAACAGUAAUUCAAACAGUGAUCCUCCCCUGUUUUGGGGAAGGCAAUUGAUGGACAAAGGAGUUAACCUACUGGUUACUUGCGAUAGUGAGAGAUAAUUUUUUUUCUUUUCCCUGUUUGGAAAUGAGAACCAUUCAUCUCUGAAGAAAUCAGAAGAGAGAAUGUAAAGCAUCCAUAACUAUUGUUUAAGUGAGAUAAAAAAGUUUAAUCCCUGACAUUUUUCCUUUGGAGGGCCAUGGGCUACAUGAGUACUAGGGAAGUAGGGAGUGAGGCAGGGUAAAAUCAGGAGCAGAAACUAAGACAACUUUCUCUGUGAAUACUUGCUUGGGUGUGCAUUUUGUUAUGAGAGCAAUGACAGGUGUGCAUAAAUGCACAGGUCAGGAGUCUUUGGUGCCCUGGGACUUACUUGAUGAUUUUUUCUCAUGGAUACUAAAUGUAGUGUGUGGGUAUGUGCAUAUGGGAUAGUAUUUGUGGACCUUUUGCUUGUAACUUGUCAUGGCCCUCCUAGUAUAUCCUGGUAUGGAACUAGUAAUAGGAUCUAAAUGAUCUUAUCUGCCUAAGAACAAGUCAUGCAGUACACAGAGAACUAGACCUGGAGUUAGGAAUGGUUGCGUCCAAAUCCUGCCUCAGACUCUUAAUGGCUGUGUGACUCUGGGCAAAUCACCUAUCCUCUUUCAUCAGUUGCCACCUCUGUAAAAUAGGGCUAAUAAAUAGCAUCUACCUCACUGAGUUGUUUGGAAGAUCAACUGAGUUAACAUAUGCAAAGUGCUUUUAAACCUAAAAGAGACAGAGAAAUGCUAGCAAUAUCUGAAUCUUAGAUAUAUGAUCUUAGCUCUAUUGUGAUUGCUGGCCAACAAGCUAAUUGAGGUGGGGUGGAAUUAGCUAAUUGAGACAACAAAAUUUCACCAGACUAUUAAGAUUCUGAAGCUAAGACAUUGGAGAGGUGCUGCGUUUGUGGGAGUAUAAUGGUGGGUUGAAUUUUGAGUGGGCUUAUUACCCUUUGAUCUAGUUAUUGCUCAGGAUUCAGUAUCCACUGACAUUUUUUCUUCCUGAGAAAGCUAGGUUGUGAUA